UGACUUCCGUCUCGCGCCCAACUCUAUCUCUAUCUCCAACCCCGCCACCAGCACACCCCACCAAUCGCCUCACUCGCGCUCGCCCACAAUGCCAACCACAGAACCUACUCCCGCGACCACCAUCGCAGACGCAGACGCAGGCGUAGACGCAGAAGCAGAGGCCGACGCACCAGCACCUUACACCGGCCCUACGCGCGCAAUCCCCUUCUACUUCCACAUCCCACCGCACAGCAGCAGCACCACGACCUCCUCCACCACCACACCCACCACCCUCGCCCCAACCCCAGCACAACGUCUCACGCACACGCACGCAGUGCCUCUCCCCCUCCUAAGCUCGACGCCCAGCAACGCAGACGCAGACCUCUUCAUCGCGACGCUCAGCGAUGCGCUCGCGGCGCACAGGGACGAGUGCUUUGGGGCUGCGGCGGCGGAGUGCGAGAUCUGUGGGGUGGGGAAGGGGGAUGUGCUGUUGACGCCGGUGUCGUUUUUGCAUGUUGGUGAUGGUGGGGGUGAGGUGGAGGGUACGAGCUUGGAUGAGGGUGGAGAAGGGAGGGGUGGUGGUGAGGGCGAGGAUAAGGAUGCAGCAGAGGGCAAGGGAAAGGCUGCGGGGAAAAGAGUCGAUGUGCUCGUGACGCCGGUGUGUGGGCGCGAGACGUGCGAGGUCCUGGCGCGGCAGAAGGUGCGGCGCGUGGUGGAGGGGUUGCAGACGCAGCAGGCGGGGGAGGGGCAGCAGCAGGAGCAGGAGCAAGAAGGCAUGGAGCUGGGCAUCAAAGAGGGCCCGGCCGAUCCGCGGUGUAAGACUUGCGGGAGGACGGAGGGGACGCGCAAGUGCACCGGGUGUGGGCGGGUGAGGUAUUGUGGGCGCGAGUGCCAGAAGAAGGAUUGGAAGGUGCAUAAGCGGCUUUGUGGGGGGUUGUGAGUGGGUGGGUGGUGGGGUGGUUCAAGACGAUAGGAUGCACUGAGCGUGUUGGUUGUCUACCUAUGGCUUCAUUGCUGCUGGAAGGAUGGAAGACGAAUGAUCGGCCAGACAAGACUGCCUACCUAGACAUCGCUGGGAUGGUCCCUGGAUGAUGGACAGCCU
Molecule: messenger RNA, 1081 nt
Organism: Aplosporella prunicola CBS 121167
Lineage: Eukaryota; Fungi; Ascomycota; Dothideomycetes; Botryosphaeriales; Aplosporellaceae
Exons: 1
Coding region: 89-919 (276 amino acids)
Source: RefSeq, a predicted model, not a curated record